AUGAAUGACAGGAAGUACUCCAUUGUGAUAGGCACCUUCUGUUUCCUCAACACUGUCCAGUUCCUCAUCUUUGACGUGAAUGAGUUUGCCUUCUUUGGCUAUGAAGAGAGGUUCAGUGUCUACCAGAACUCCAGGUCCGAGCUGGUCUCUUGGGUCGUGACCUACAAGAAGAACAUCAGCAUCAGCCUGUCCACCACCACCCUUCUGGUCUGCUCGCUGCUCCUCUAUUGUAUCCACACCAGCAACUGCGUGGGCAUGCUCUGCUACGGCGUGUGGAUUAUCCUCUAUGAGCUGCUCAGCCUCUCCGUCAUCCUGCUCACCAACACGGCCAUCAAAGAGCAGUUCAAGGAGCUGGGGUACCUGCACUUGAUCUUCCAGAUCUCGCGGAUGCUCCUGCACUUGUUCUGCCUGCCCUUCGUCACCAAGUACGGAUACUCCAUCUUCAGGGACCCCAGGGCUGUAAGCAAGACUGGCCAACGCAGACGCUCUAGCAUCAGUACGGUGGAGUCGUGGCCACCCGUCGGGAUGGGAAGCUUGUACUACAAGCUGAACUGA
This is a messenger RNA of Budorcas taxicolor (takin), 555 nucleotides long. It is a transcript of the gene TMEM217B, whose product is annotated as transmembrane protein 217B. Lineage: Eukaryota; Metazoa; Chordata; Mammalia; Artiodactyla; Bovidae. The record is from RefSeq and is a predicted model, not a curated record. The transcript has a single exon. The coding region runs from base 1 to 555 and encodes 184 amino acids.